Messenger RNA from Cladophialophora psammophila CBS 110553, 1617 nucleotides. RefSeq lists its product as uncharacterized. Gene Ontology annotation, molecular function: protein binding. Gene Ontology annotation, cellular component: nucleotide-excision repair complex; Cul4A-RING E3 ubiquitin ligase complex. The record is from RefSeq and is a predicted model, not a curated record. NCBI's taxonomy places the organism in Eukaryota, Fungi, Ascomycota, Eurotiomycetes, Chaetothyriales, Herpotrichiellaceae. Bases 1 to 1617 code for a protein of 538 amino acids. Gene Ontology annotation, biological process: transcription-coupled nucleotide-excision repair; protein polyubiquitination; proteasome-mediated ubiquitin-dependent protein catabolic process. The transcript has a single exon.
AUGAAUCAACUUCGUUUGGGCCAGUGCCUGGGCACGGUCUCGUCAGCGUCCUUCAGGCGAAGCCAUAAUGAGAGCCUGGUUCACAGCCUCGGUCAUCGCAGGAACGUCACUUUUGCGUGGGCGAGGACGGAGCCAGAAUCUCCACGGGAUGCCAUUGCACGAGACGGUGACAGUGAAGGAGGAAGAGGAUUGCCUCCGUACAUUGCCCAUCAGGCGGGCGUGAAUUGCCUUGCCAUCGACAGCAACGAGGGCCGGUAUCUCUUUUCAGGAGGGGCGGAUUCUUCCAUCCGGCUGUGGGACCUCGAGGAACACGAAUCUUCAUCGUCUCCGUCAGCCUCGCCGAGGUCAAUACUAACGAAAUACACUCCGAAAGCAACACUGUCGAAAACCACUGCCAAUGCCCACACUCACGCUCUCACCUCGAUCUCAAUCUACCCCUUCGACCCUACUCCCACCACCCUCCUCACAACCUCCUAUGACAAAACCCUCAAAGUCACGUCGAUAACCCCUUCCGCUCUUACGCCCAUCCACACCUUCUCCCUCGACUUUCUCCCCUACACCCACUGUCUCUCCCCGCUGCCGGAUUCGUCGCCCUUGAUCGCCGUCGGAACAGCCCACCCGGCCAUCCGGCUUCUCGAUCUCCGCUCUGGCCUCUCCACGCACUCCCUGGCUGGCCCUAACGGUGCCGUAUACAGUGUAUGCUGGUCCCCGAAGCAGUCACACACCCUCGCCUCCGGUUCUACCGAUGGCCGCGUGCUCUUCUACGACAUCCGCCGAGCCAAUGCCGCCUUUGCGUCCUUGGAUGUCGACGACGUGAUCGGCGUCAUCGGUAUAUCGCCCACCACUGGCGCAUUAGCUCGUCGCGAGCUGCUAGAUUUCAACGCUGUCGCGCACAACGGCCCCGUGACGAGUGUGCAGUGGUCUCCGAUGGGCGACAAGAUCAUUACCACGGGCCACGACCAGCGCAUUCGUGUCUGGGACGCCGCUUCGGGUCGCAAUGAUCUAGUGCACUACGGUCCGAGGAUCAGGAACGAAAGGCAAGGCGAGUUGAAGCCUUUGCUCUCGCCGAAGGGUUAUCACGGCGUUGGGAAGGAGAUGCUCUGGUGGCCCAACGAUGACGGAAGGGGCAUGGUGUUCCAGCACCACCUGCGAGAGGGCAACUUGGUCAGGACCCUCAAAACAGAAGGCAUCAGGAUUUCAGAUGCGCAACGCGCGAGCGCGAAAAAAAGGGCCAGCGGCCGAAAAGCUGGCCCGGCGGGCGGCGCCGGCGCCAUGAGCAACAAUGUCGCCAGAUUGACGAGCGGAGGAAGAAUCAACGCCAUGGUAUGGCGGAUCAAUGCGCCCGUGGGCGAAGGCGUGGAGAUGUACACGGCGCACGGGGACGGGAGGAUCUGUGCAUGGAUGCCUUCCCAGACAUCAUACUACGAGGACGACCAGGAUGAUGCGCGGGAACGAUCUGGGGCCACCGAGCCAGGUAUCGGUAAUGACGGCAACGAUGACGAUGACGCCCCCCCUGCCCCGCUGCUGGACGAGGCCGAGCAAAAGAAGAAACGCAAGAGAGAUCUCGUCGAGGAUUUGAUCUCGGGCUUGACGAAGAAGCCCAUCAUCUUUUCCUAG